Messenger RNA from Rotaria sp. Silwood1, 513 nucleotides. Lineage: Eukaryota; Metazoa; Rotifera; Eurotatoria; Philodinida; Philodinidae. The record is from the annotation of a GenBank genome assembly.
AUGGCCGAUCGUUUAGUUGAAUUGAUAAUCAACGUUGCUUUAUGGACGGUUCAGGGCAUAUGUAUUGUUUAUGAAGCCAAAGAAAGAAGCAAAUCACGACACGAAUCAUCAAGUCAUGAUCUAUCUAGAAGGUCAUUGUCCGAAUUAUCACCAAUUAGUCCAUAUCCACGAGCAGUACUCAUUGCAUCAAGUUCAAUUAGAUUUGGUAAUGAUUGUGAACGUCUUGUUAAUAUAGCAUUUCAAACUAGUCAAACUUUUCCUACAAUGAUGAGUACUUGUGCUGAUGUCAAUGAAUAUUUAUGUAGAGAACUUACAAAACAAUAUCCUGAUGAAUGUUUUCAUAUUAUUAUUGGUGAAAAUCAUCAAUUUGGUUUCUCUGUUGAUGAUGGUCAAUAUUUUGCAGAAAUUGAACAAGAUCGAUAUCGAGUAUUGAUAUUUGCAACUAAACAACAUUCACACACAAAAUCGAACACACAUGAUGCUAAUAGUCAAAUGAUACUCAAAUGGAAUUAG